Messenger RNA from Hyposmocoma kahamanoa, 597 nucleotides. RefSeq lists its product as uncharacterized. The transcript is spliced from 3 exons. The coding region runs from base 59 to 580 and encodes 173 amino acids. NCBI's taxonomy places the organism in Eukaryota, Metazoa, Arthropoda, Insecta, Lepidoptera, Cosmopterigidae. The record is from RefSeq and is a predicted model, not a curated record.
UUUCCGCUGACAUUCGGCUACGGUUGUCCGUCCAUAAGGAACCUGCAACCAUGUUACAAUGAAUUUUACGUUCCUUUUGUGUCGCUUGUUGUUAUUCGCAAUUUUAAAUUUUAACUUUAGAUAUGAAAUUAAUAAUCAGGUAGAUGCCAGACCUUAUGAAGCAAUUCGAAGUAUAGUGGAGAGCUCAGAUAGCAUUGGUAUUCAGAAUUCGGCUGACGUACAUGGUGCUAUUGGUAAAAAGAAGAGACGAACCAGUAUAAUCUACUUGGAUGUAACAGAAGCAACGAAAAGUAAAAAAAACAAGACUAAAAAGAAAAAAGGGAAGAAAAAGAAACGACCGAAAAAGAAAAAUAAGAAUCGAAGGAAGAACAACAAGGAAAGCGGAUCAAUAAUUAAUAAGCUCCAUGAAGAAUCAUCUGGCAGCAAUGGUAUCCUACGUCGUAAAGCAACGUCGCUGUUGUCUUCCGAUUGGAAGGAGCUCGUACCAGAGUCUAACAUGUCUGACUCGAAAUUGUCAGGAGAAAAUAAUAUGAACAGAAAACCCGUAGACAUUAUUGUACAUAUUAAAGUCAAAGAAUAGUAUGAUUUGUUUUUAUU